This is a messenger RNA of Odontomachus brunneus, 7349 nucleotides long. RefSeq names its product protein tramtrack, beta isoform-like. Gene Ontology annotation, molecular function: DNA binding; protein binding. Gene Ontology annotation, cellular component: nucleus. The transcript has 5 exons. Bases 474 to 1760 code for a protein of 428 amino acids. NCBI's taxonomy places the organism in Eukaryota, Metazoa, Arthropoda, Insecta, Hymenoptera, Formicidae. The record is from RefSeq and is a predicted model, not a curated record. Gene Ontology annotation, biological process: regulation of transcription by RNA polymerase II.
AUGAUGGAAAAUACCUUCAAUAUUUUUUUUUCAAAAUUUAAAACAUAAAAUUGAUCAUUUUGCCGAAACGAAAGACAUACAUGAGAAUUACGACGCGUCUAACGACGCACGCGCGCUUUUUACACUGAAACUGAUCUCUACGUAAGAUAUUAAUUACAACAAGUAGGAGAAAUAUUUCGGUAUAACGCACGACACACCGUAGAGCGGUUUGAAUUGAGCGCUCCGCGCGCCAUAACGCGCGGCUGACGUGCGAAAGUGUGCAUUAUUUGGGAAAUAUAAGAGCGGCGGCAUCGCGGAUCGAUAUGGCGGCGAGCGUGGAGUAAAUUGUCCGUAUUCUCGCGCGAUAUAUAGAACCACGAGAAUGUCGCGGUAUCGCGCACGACGCAGCAUCUCGCUCGCAGUCCGGGCGAGCACGCGGUCGGCUCUUAACCGCGUUUGAAUCGGAGCGCCCUUCGCGCCAUUCCCCGCGGCAGAUGCACGAAGGUCAGAAGUAUUUUAAAAAUAAGGCCGUAGGCAUUGGCAGAUUGGUAUGGCAGUGGACGUUAAGGGUCGGGUGGCGUUGUAAUGGCAAAAAGUUUGCGAAAGGGUCGGGAUUGGAGAUAGACAAGAUGGACCAGCAGUAUUGCCUACGGUGGAACAAUCAUCCAGCCAACCUCACAGACGUUCUCAGCUCGCUGCUUGAAAGAGAAGCACUCUGUGAUGUGACCCUGGCCUGUGUUGGAGACACAUUCAAAGCACACCAGACGAUACUCUCUGCAUGCAGUCCGUAUUUUGAGAGCAUUUUCCUACAGAACACCCAUCCCCAUCCAAUCAUAUUCCUUAAGGAUGUGAAUGACAAGGAGAUGAGGGCAUUGCUGCACUUUAUGUAUAAGGGCGAAGUUAACGUUAGUCAGCAUCUGCUACCCAUGUUCCUGAAAACAGCAGAGGCAUUGCAGAUCAGAGGCCUCACUGAUAAUAGUGUAAAUAACAAGACGGAGGAAAAGAGUCCAUCGCCAGAGCCAGAAACGCAAACCGGAAUCAGACAUACUGAUUCGCCUAACCUCCAGUCUCAUCCUGAGAAAAGGAAAAGAAAACUUUCAGGCAGCUAUGAUGUUUCCCUUACUGGCCCACCUAGUGAACGGUUCUUAUCUGAUUCUCAGACAUCCUCGCAGUGUAGUUACAAAUCAAGUCCUCCUGUGAUUCCAAAGCUAAAUAAUGCCCUGGGAGUUGAUAUGGAAGAUGGUGGUCGACCCAUGUCCCCUGCAUCACAACCGCAGGCUCCUAUAAAACAAGAGGUGGAUCACCACUUGCCUGACUUCCAUGACAAUAUUUCCCUCCCUGGUCACCCAGUUGGACUGAUAGGAGAAGACGGAGGACCUACAACGGGUGCGCUCAGCGACGGUGUUCAGGGGAUUGAAUCAUCUGAGCACCAUAAUCCACCGGAGAUGCUCGACGGACUCGAUGGAACAGCAAGGACUUACAAAAAAGAGAAGGAUAUAAGUAGAGACAAUCGCACUAAGUUAGAGCAUCCGCAGAGCACGAGGUGCAACAUGUGCGGCAAGAGCGUGACCAACAUAAAAAAGCACAUGAAAUCGCACUAUCCCGAAAAGUACCAAUGCGAAAUCUGUAUGAUAUCGUUGACCAGGUCCGACAAUCUCAAAAGGCACAUGAAAUUGAAACACUCGUCCUUGGUGCCGUCGCUUAUGCGCUUGCAGCACAAGCAUUUCUUAACGAAACCGAAGUCGGGUUUCUUCACCCCGAGUGAUGUGAAAUACACCUAGUGGCCGACUCGAGUCGCACGUCACACGUAACGUGCGCCACGUGCAAACUAAAGCGAACCGCGGGACUAAGCAAGGAUCCCAGAAUUCUCUGGGUCUCCACUCAUCCUCGGACCUGUCGUCCACGGAUGCUUGGAUCCUUCGAUUCCGCGCGGAUCUCUCGGUACAUAAUUUAUUUUUUAUCAUAAUGGUGUAAGUUUGGUGGAAUUCGCGCGCGCAUGCAUUCGCAGAGAAAGAGCCGAUCACCGUUGAGAGUGACGCGCUGAUCAGAACGCGCGUCUCAUCGUCAUCGUGCGCGAUGCCAUCAGCGCGUAAUUUAGUAAUUGCAAUCGGCCAUGAUUGACGCGCACGAAGCACCUACCCUGCUUAAAAUGGUGCGUAGAGAAGAUAGUGGAAAAUGCUCUUCUUUUCAAUGCGAACCUUGCAUCUCCUUCUUCAGGACGCGCUUCAGAAAUUUCCUAAGUAAAUUGUACUAUCGUAUCCUUUGUAAAUAUAUGUUAAUUAUAUGCUUUAAUAUAUACUUACAAAGGAUAUGAUGUAAUACAAUUUACUUUUGAAAUCUCUGAAAUGCGUUCCGAAAGAAAGGGACGAUACAAAGUCGCUAUCAGAAAGGAAAGCCAGCAUUUUCUAUCGUUCUCUAUUGCCGCCAUUUUAAGCAGGAUGUGCCAUCCCAUCGUCGUGCCGCGCGACUAACUGGAUCAUAGAUUAGCGUGCUGUGUUGCGCGCGUUUUUUUCCUUUAUAUUUAUAGUAAUAUUUACACAAAUGUAUUUAUUCUCUCGUGCGUUCACAUAGAUACUAAUAUUUAACUCUAACGAGUAAGAGACGCGGAGGGCCCGUUCUUCCGCCGCGAAGAAGCCGAGGCUCCUCUUUAGGUUUACGUAUCAGUGGAUUGUUCACGUAGAAUCAAUGGCCGGAGAGAUCUCAGCGAAAGUAUAAUUCGAGUACAAAACUUUAUAAUCGUCUUCUACCUCCCCGUCGAUCGUUUGGUGCGCGUAGAGAGUACCGAGUUCCGAGUACGGAAAGAUGAGUUUUAACGUUCCUCCAAGAUUACGGACGGGCUCCCGAUCCCGUAAUCGUCGCCUCCGUCACGCUGAAAUCCUCGAGUCACACCGGCCGCCCGAGGACUCGCCGGGGAUUCGCCGAUCCUCGGCUUCCUCGGGCGCGGCGGGGUUUCCGGAUUUCCGGCUUUUCGGACACUAGUAUUUUUCGGCUAUCGUCUGCGCUGUGAGCGCAGCAAGACAAUAUAUUGAGGAGUAAUUUUACAUACACGUGUCGCGCGAAACGCGUUCUGCACCAUUCAUGUUAUCCCGGGAAUCUCUUCUCACAAGAGAGUCCAGCUCAAGGACAAACUCGCAAAUUGUCUCAAUUGUAAGACUUGAAAAUCCUCUAUUUGAAACACUGAAAAAAUAGAUCUUUCGUAAGAAGAACUUGCAGAAACGUGUAUUUCACAUUAUCGACAGAUCUUCGUGAUCCCUCGCGUUCCUUAAUCUCCGCGCGACUGAAAGAUGGUGCAAAACGUUCUUCUGCCGACGCGCGUGUAUAUAUGAUAUAUAUUUUAUAUUUAUACGUCGUAGAGGUUGUGAAUCAUAUUCGAAGACUGAUCUCUGUGAGUCGUCGUGACUCGCACAAAAAUAGUCAUAAUGAACUAGUCCCGCAGGCCCAUAGGCUAUCGUGAAAGAGAAAGAAAAAAACGAAAGAAAAGCAGGAGGAGCGAGAGAGAAAGAAAGAAAAAGUAAGAUCAAUGAAAAGUAGAUGGACAAAACAGGCUUUUUACGAGCUCACUUAUGGUGCCUUUUGUUUAAGUACAAUGAUAAUCGUGAAAUCGAUACAGUGAAAUCGGUAAAUGAUAAUAAUAACUGAUCGUAGUAAGAGCAACGAAUAUACCUCCCUUAGGCAGUGCAUGGUCACACGUUCAUAGCCCUUCACGUAGUCAUUACGCGAUACGUAAUUAUGUAGUCUCUCCCCCCCCUCCCCCCCCGCCGACAUUUCUAUCCGCGCGUCGUCCGCUGUCGUUCUCGACGGACGCCCGCGUCGUCCGCGGCAGGAAUGGCGUCGAGCCAGUUUUUUAACCUACGUUCUUUCCCUCUAUUUGCAGAUGCGACACUUUUAGCUCUUCGAGCCAUUGAAUUCGCGCCAAUAUCGGGAUGUAAGAUCGGAGUAAAUAUGUCGUCGUCUCGUAGUUUUUCGGAAAGGGACGUCGCGCGACACACUCGUCGCGCUCGUGCUCCUUCACGUUUAAUGAGGAUAGCCGUCGUUUUCUUUCAGCCCUCCUCUUGCCCAGCGCGACGAUUAUCCGGAAUACCCGGCGCCGAUUAUAGGUCGCCGCGUUAUCUUAAUCGGAAUCGGAAACUUUACUCUAGUCGAAACCGCGGGAGAGGAUUACCGCGUAGAAUUAAGCUGAGUUGUACACAAGCUCCGCAGGAUUAGGUGUAAUAAGGUCGCCCUCGUACUCGUGACACCCUCUAACUAUCGGGGGCUCUUCACCCUCUCCCCUUGUCGUCGUCGUCGUCGUCGUCGUCGUCGUCGUCGUCGUCGUCGUCGUCGUCGUUGUCGCCAUGACUUCUCCGGGGAAUUCCAGCGUGGUCUCUCCGCGAUUUUUCGCAACAUUCCCGCGGCCGACGCGACGCGACGAACUUUUGCUAUCUGUACGUCCGCACAAAGCGACGCCCGUGGUUUCACGGGAGUGCACCGACGACGUUUGUUCCUCUUCCCUCCAGCCUUCUCUCACACUCGCGCACGCAUUACGCAACGACAGAACGUCGUCUCGUUUCUCCCCUUGCGCGCGCUCUCUUUCUCCCUCGCCGAGCGGAUGUGUUCUGGCAACGUCACGGUUUCCGGAACCUGCAAAAAAUGGACAGCCCGGGCGAACUCUCGGGAGCGGCGGAGUCCACUUAUAUUUCACCGCCGGGGCACUUACUUCGAUUGUGAACAGUGGCCGCAAAAUAUGAUACGAGAACUUUCCACAUUGCUUGUUUCAUUUUUGCCCCCGUCCGCCACCUUCCGCGCACGAGCGUCUUCUUCUCGCGUGCUCCGCCUUCUCCUUGGCGGCUGCGAGAUUUCUUGGACCUCGUUCCCCUUGGCUUUUGUCGCUCUCAAUAUUUAGAAGGCAUCUCGUGUCGUAAUGUAUUUCAUGUAAACGUCAGAUUCUCCGUGCUCGUCGCGUGAAUCAUCUCGUUCCGUUCACGAGGCUCGAGAGAUCGCAGUCGCGAUCUCUCUGAGAUCCAAGUUUCCAGCCACGCUCCUCGUGUUCUUCUCCCAUGGCACGAGCCACGUACAAACACUUUUCGCAAGAUAAAACCGCGCGAUAGUGGUUCCGUGACAUCGAUUGCGACCGAAUGGUACGUAAUAAAAAUUGCAAGAGUCUGAAGCCGCAUAGCUCUGUCAAUGACAUGAGUAUCGACUACUCGCGCGUUGUGGCAGUCGGACAAACAAACAAGCAUGCUCGUCCAUGACAGCAAUGUCGAUCUUGAAACCCGAAUUGCACGAGAAUCGCUGUAGUGCCUCUCGCGCCAAAUAAUAACUACUGUCGUGUUUGAUACUAUUUUUUUUUUUCAAUUAACAACUCCACAAUCCUUUUGUUUUAGCCACCAAGUAGUCAUCGUAUCGUGUUAAGCGCGUAAAUCGUCCCCUCGCGGACGCGAGUAUCCUUCUCAAGCAUCAGUCAAACUCAUUCACGUAUCGAAAAUAGAAAGAUAUUGUAAAAGUAUAAAUUUGUAAGGUAAGCAAUAUAAUUAUUGACUCAUUACAAUCGUUGGCAAGAUAUAUGGAAAAUCUUAAGAUUUAAACUUUCCACAUAAAAUAUAUAGAUAUACAUUCAAUAUAUAUAAUUUUUUUUAUAUUGAAAGUUUGGAUAUUUAUAUUUCAAGACCAAAACAGAAUAUGCAGAAUUAAAUUACAUCCAGAUAAUUGAUAGAGGAAACCGGGGCUAGUUGUCACACUUUUCACAUAUUGAUUAAAAGAAAAAGUUUUGUGCAAUAUUUUUUCAAUUUUAAUUUUUGAGAUUCCGAAACCAACGGAUUAGUAAAAAUAGAGGAAUUAUAUUUAAUUUAAUAAGAAAAUUAAUAGAAGAACUAAUAAAAUUAAUAAGUAAAAAUUAAUAAGUAUUCACUUCGUCCAAUUUUGCAAAAGUCUUUGUAAAUAUCACAUGUAUAUGAUGUUUCUGUCAUAAGCCAUUUCAUAUAUCCAACUAACAUGAUACAAGAAGAAUAUGCUCGCCCAUUUUUUACAUGAGAUAUUUAAAUUUUGUAACAAUUGACUCGUUUAAUUUCUAAACCUGGUCUCCCCUACUUUGAUUCUUGCCAAAUAACAAGACUCACACGAGUUUUGCACGAUGCUCGGUGCUUUUACUGUACGCGAUCGCGUGUGGAAUUUGUAAUUUACUCGAUGGAUCCGCCUAUUCGCACUGGAUUCUCAAGUCGCCGAACCCCGUCUCGCCGUAACGAGGAGGAAUACGUAGUCACGAAGCCGACAAUUCGGAUCCGGUAAUAUUAAUGUCGCGAGAAUGUCGGGGCCAUGACGUGCGGGGGUAAGAGAUCGGAGGCUGCUGCAUUUGUAUCUCGUACGGCCCGGAGACGUGCUCUCGCGUCUCGAGCCAGACGCACCUCGUGUCGUAACUUUGCGACCUUUAAUGGCGGAAAGCCGUCCGUCCAUCCGUCUCUCCGCCUGUGGUGAAGCGACGGACGGCGUUGCUCUGCAUUAGCAGACCGAGCUCGGCAGGACCCAAAUGGAAAUUAGUAUCGCGCGACUUUCCCCGCCCCGCGCUCACGCGCUGCACGGUCAAAGGGCUCUCCACGCGGCUGGGGCGAUAAAAAGCUCAACAGCAUUUUGCAUCCCCCUACAAUAGCUCGGUCCAUCGAUCCAUCGUUGCAUCUAAUUAUACAGGCCGCCCUUCAUUACCCUAAUUACUCUCGCAACGCGGUGUCUUCUGUCCUCGAUUUCAUCGAUCCGCUCCGACAUCCUUUAUGCCACUUCGAUCGGAGUGAUCGCGGACGUAUUUUUAUAAAUUAAAAUACUCGUGGACGCGAGGGCGAUCUGGUGUGCAUUGCAUCGUCUUUUCUCUCUCGCUCUAUGUUAACCCUCUGCGUUGGAUCUGUGAGACCCGAACGAAUAUUCUAUCGAACGAAUAUCUAUUCAUUAGCUUUCUUAAAGUAUUCGGGAAAAUUUCGAAAUAGCGCAAAUAUGUUUGCAGAUUUUGAUUUUAUUGUGCGUUGCUAUUUUACGGCUUUUCUACACAGCGAAAAAUAUUUGGGUGUAUUGACAUGAAGCUUGGCUUUCAUGGACGAACCGUUUUAUUUGAAAAAUAUAGAAUUUCUAGGGUUUUUAUGACCCAAAUUUGAUUCUAAGUACCAGAAAUUUUGUUUCUUUCAACUAAAACGCGUCGUCCAUUACAACCAAACUCUUCAUGUUUAACCCGUAACAGGUACGAUGCCUUUUUAAUCAAACUAUAGGUACAGUGGGAUCCGGUGGACCCCAAUAAAUUUUUGCUAUUUUUAACUAUUUAAUGAUAAUAAAAAGUAGAAAGAAAAACGCUUUAUAAUUCGAAAAUAAUACUUUACGAACAUUAUAUUACAACUAGACAUAUAUAAUAACAG